Messenger RNA from Gastrolobium bilobum, 1105 nucleotides. RefSeq names its product beta-carotene isomerase D27, chloroplastic. The transcript is spliced from 8 exons. The record is from RefSeq and is a predicted model, not a curated record. The coding region runs from base 54 to 866 and encodes 270 amino acids. Lineage: Eukaryota; Viridiplantae; Streptophyta; Magnoliopsida; Fabales; Fabaceae. Gene Ontology annotation, molecular function: iron ion binding.
UACAAACAGUUUAACUGAACUGAAUAGUUUCUAGUGGUGACAGUUAGAGAGAAAUGAAGGCGCUAUGCAUUGUUGGUGGUGGUGCCCCAAUGCUUUGUUCGAGUGUUCGGAACCAUCGAUUUCGCGUUUCCUUCUCUUCUUCUUCUUCUUCUUCUUCUUCUUCUUCGUCAUCGGGAUCCAGAUCGGUAAAACAAGCGGAGAUUGCAGCUUCAAAGCCUGAAUACAAGCCCGGUGUGUUUGAUGAUUUGUUCCUCAAUUUGUUCCGCAACAAAUUGGUACAGGAGGUGGGAUGGGACUCAAAGAAACCUGGAUAUAGUGGACUAAUUGAAGUUGCGAACCGUCUAAUGAUGAAAGGCACUACAAAUUCCGAUACCAUAGAAGCAGCGGUACGAACAUUGAGGUCUCUGUUCCCUCCAUUCCUUUUGGAGCUCUAUAAAAUGCUCAUAGCUCCUAUUGGAGGAGGUAAAAUUGCUGCUAUGAUGGUUGCAAGGGUUACUGCACUGACUUGUCAAUGGCUCAUGGGCCCGUGCAAAGUCAAUUCUGUUGACUUACCAGAUGGAACCACAUGCAGUAGUGGGGUCUAUGUGGAAAGAUGCAAGUAUCUGGAGGAAAGCAAGUGUGUUGGUAUUUGCAUCAACACCUGUAAGUUUCCAACACAGACUUUCUUCAAGGAUCAUAUGGGAGUUCCACUACUUAUGGAGCCCAACUUUGGUGAUUAUAGCUGUCAGUUCAAAUUUGGGGUUCUUCCUCCACUGCUUGAAGACGACACCGUCCUGAAGGAGCCUUGUUUGGAAGCAUGUCCAAAUGCUGCCCAGAGAAGAAUGGUUGCCAGAAAUAUAGAAGUAAUUGCGUGCCCAAAGACAUGAAUAUAUUUGUCUUCAAUGUACAAAACCUCCUACACAUUCUGGCCCCAACUUUGUCUUUGAAGAUGGAACUGAAGGCAUGGGUUUUCUUGCUUCCGUAGCGAUAAAUAAUUCAUCUUUGACUAAGCUCAUAUAUGAAAUUAUUAAUACAACUCAUCAUUUUCGUAAAUAGAUUGUUGAUACUUUGGACUCGUUUGUAUAUUAUGGAUGUUUCCCCAAUUUUAGACAUUUUAAGAUAAUGA